GGAAGAUGGAUAAACCGAAGUAGGAUUCGUUAUGGGCAAGGCAAAGCUAGUACCCCUGUCUGAGCCUACAAUACCAAGGCUUGAACUGUGUGGUGCCAUCUUGGCAAUAGAGAUGGCAGAUCUCAUCCAGGAUGAGCUGGAUCUGAAGUUGGAUGCCAUUAAAUUCUACACGGACAGCAGAGUAGUGCUUGGCUAUAUUUGUAACGAAACAAAACGAUUCUAUACAUAUGUCCAAAAUAGAGUUCAGCGAAUCCGGCAGUCAUCAAAGCCUGAGCAAUGGAACUACGUAUGUACAGAGGAGAACCCUGCAGACCAUGCAUCGAGGUCUUUACCUGCAUCCCGCCUGGUGCACACCACUUGGUUCACUGGACCUUCCUUCUUGCGUCAGCCACCUGUCGAGCAAAGUCAAACACGUGAGAGUUUCAAGCUAAUUGAACCUGAAAAGGACUCAGAAAUCCGACCACAGGUACAAACUUGUGCUACUAACCUGGAGGAAUCGGUACUUACCUCUGAUCGCUUCAAACGCUUCUCCACUUUUACCUCGCUGGUAAGAGGAGUAGCAUUCCUCGUGCACAUGGUAAGAUCCUACAAGCAUUCAAACCAAGACAGCAAGUGCAAAGGCUGGCAUAGAUGUAACUUACCUCGGACUGUAGAUGAGAUGGCCCAAGCAAGGAUCGUUAUCCUUAAAGCAACACAAAAGGCAGCCUUUGCAAAAGAACUGGCAGCUCUCCGAGCUGACAAAGCCAUAUCCAAAAGCAGCCCCUUGCAGAAACUCAGCCCAAUGUUGGAGGAUGACCUCAUUUGCGUUGGAGGCCGACUAAAGCACUCUCAUCUAGCAACUGUAGAGAAGAACCCACUAAUUCUGCCCAAAGAUAGCCACAUUUCACUACUGUUAACACGACAUCACCAUGAACAGGUGAAACACCAAGGCCGUCACCUGACUGAAGGCGCGAUCAGGGCGGCAGGACUGUGGCUCUUGGGAGGUAAGACGCUAAUCAAUUCAGUAAUCCACAAAUGCGUAACCUGCCGCAAGCUGCGUGGGAAGCUGGCAGAACAACGAAUGGCAGACCUGCCUCCAGAACGUCUCGAAACCUGCCCUCCUUUUACGUAUGUGGGGCUCAAUGUAUUUGGGCCCUGGUCAGUCACGGCCAGACGCACCAGAGGAGGACAGGCAGAGAGCAAGCGUUGGGCCAUCAUGUUCAGUUGUAUGAGUUCGAGAGCUGUCCAUAUCGAGGUCAUCGAGUCCAUGGACUCAUCCAGCUGCAUAAAUGCCCUCAGGCGUUUUUUCGCACUCAGAGGUCCUGCGAAACAGCUCCGAUCUGAUUGCGGGACUAAUUUCAUUGGAGCGAGAAAGGAGCUUGAGAUGGACAAAAUGGUGCAGAGGUACCUCAGUGAUCAGGGAUGCAGCUGGGAACUUAACCCACCACACGCCUCUCAUAUGGGGGGUUCCUGGGAGAGGAUGAUUGGCGUUGCCAGAAGAAUCCUUGAUUCAAUGUUUCAACAGCGAAACACUCGAUUGACCCACGAAGUGCUUUGCACACUAAUGGCGGAGGUCACAGCCAUCAUGAAUGCACGCCCACUCAUACCUGUGUCUGCAGACCCUGAAGAGCCCUUCAUACUCUCGCCGUCAAUGCUUGUUACACAGAAGUCAGGAGUUCCACCUCCCCCUGGAGACUUUUCGGACAAGGACCUGUACACAAAGCAAUGGAAACAAGUUCAGGCUCUUGCAAACCAGUUCUGGACCCGCUGGAGCCGGGAAUACUUACCUUCCUUGCAGCUCAGACAGAAGUGGACAGUGCCCCACAGAAAUCUUCAAGUUGGAGACCUAGUUCUGCUCAGGGACAAGCAGAUGGCUCGCAACUACUGGCCCAAGGCUAAGAUCAUUGCAACCUUCCCUGGGAAAGAUGGACAUGUAAGGAAGGUCGAGGUGAAGACAGUCGACCAAGGCAAUGUCAAAACCUUUCUUAGACCGAUUGCAGAAACUGUUCUACUCCUACCCAAGGACUGAUGUGAAGACUAUGUUCAGGACCCGCACAAGUUCUUAGUGACCUCACAUAGGUCAGGCGGGGAGUGUGUUGCCUUUCAAGGCAUUUAUUUAAUUUUCUCACAUCUUCUUUAAGCAAUUAUAUAUAAAAAAUGAGAUGGUAAUAAUUACUUUAUAGUUAAAAAGAAAUUCAUUUGUAAAGUUACAUUAUUUGUCAGUUCC
Molecule: messenger RNA, 2206 nt
Organism: Sebastes umbrosus (honeycomb rockfish)
Lineage: Eukaryota; Metazoa; Chordata; Actinopteri; Perciformes; Sebastidae
Exons: 1
Coding region: 32-2008 (658 amino acids)
Biological process (GO): DNA integration
Molecular function (GO): nucleic acid binding
Source: RefSeq, a predicted model, not a curated record